Funneliformis geosporum is the source of this 633-nucleotide messenger RNA. The record is from the annotation of a GenBank genome assembly. Lineage: Eukaryota; Fungi; Glomeromycota; Glomeromycetes; Glomerales; Glomeraceae.
AUGGAACUCGAUCAAACUCUUCCAUCUUAUUUACUAAACACACCGUUCGAUUUAUAUAAUCGGAAGACAUACGAUGUUAUUUCGCUUCCAUCUAAACUAAACAAAUCUGAUUGUGCCAAUGAAUUAACCAUUGAAGACGAUGAGGUGACAAUGUUUUAUAAUGGUACACACUAUAGUUAUACGGCGGCUGCAGUUCGUGCGAAUAAUCCCUUUCCAGUAGAAGCAGGCCUCUUUUACUUUGAGACUUAUAUUAUCAAUCAGGGCUUGUAUGGGUUAAUCGGAAUUGGCAUGGGUGAUGCCAAUGUAACUUUAAAUGGACAGCCGGGUUGGUAUAGGAGGUCAUAUGGGUAUCAUGGAGACGAUGGAAAAAUGUUUAUGUCAAAUGGUUUCGGAUAUGAGUAUGGCCCUUUGUACACAACCAAUGAUGUAAUUGGUGUUGCAUUUGAUGAUAUUCUUGGUGGUAAUCUGUAUCCCAUAUUUGGAAUGAGAAAUCCUAGAGCACGUAUUGAAGUAAAUUUUGGACAGAAACCUUUUGUUUUUGAUAUCGAAACAUAUGCAAAGAAAAUGUUUCGGGUUGCAAACGAAGAGGAUAAAUGGGUUAAAUUAUCAGAUGUAUACACACCAAUAAAAUAG